UUCCUCUCACCAUGGACAGCGACAACGAUACGGACCAGGCAGAGCCUCCUCCUAGAAACGGGUUGAGUGUUAUGGGGGUUUUCCCUUUAUUUCCACCUACUAUUCCCAACGUGCAGCCUACUAGUCCCACUCGCCCCUCUCGCCUCUCUCCUCCUCGUCACCAAAAGUAUCCCUUGUCACCUCUCUGCUCGCCGCAUGAUGACAUGCCUGACCUCGAUGUGGAGCAUGUCGAGGGCACGUCCGAGCCCGCUACCAGCUCGUGGGAGUCACCCGCCGACGCAUCAACGAAGCGGAAGGCGUCCGCUCACUGGACGCAGCGUCCUCUGCCCUGGGCACCGCCACCGAAGAAGCCUGCCCCCGCGCCAACUCCACCCCCUCCAACUCCUAGCUCAGGGUUGAACCCCUCAUCCCCCGCUGAUGCUGAGUACACUAUAAUCAAGCGUCGUUUUGUCGACGACUGGUCUCGCAUAUUUCUUUGGCUGCGAUUGACACGGAUGAAAAAUGGUCGUCUUGCGUUGAAGUGUGCUGUGUGGUUGCAGUUUGGCGACGCGUUUAGCAACACCAACUAUGGGAAAAAGGGCGACGGUGCACGUGACCUACAGGUGGGAAGCAUCCGCAUCCAUGUCGGCACGCGAGCGCACAAAAAUGCACUGAAAGCCAAGGAGGAGCGGGAGAGAGAGAAUGAGCAGCAGCACACGCUUGACAGGUGGCACACGAGCGACUCCUCGACAAAGCAUCUCAUACGCAUUGCAAUAGAUGAGAGCACGGAUCGCGUCCAUGGCAAACACAUGAUUCUGUAUGCCACCUUCUUCCGCGGCAGUCACGUCGUUACCGAGUUCGUCGCAAUGCUGUCGGUGGAGAGGACCAAUGCCACGUCGGUGACCGCCGUCCUGCUGCAGCUUCUCUCGUCGAUUGGCCUCGACCUGCAGAGGAUUGUUGGCAUGUCGACCGAUGGGGCUUCUGUGAUGACGGGCACCACAUCCGGGGUCGUCACCAGGCUAAAAACCCGCAUCCUACAUCUCGUCGCGACUCAUUGCAUCGCGCAUAGAGAGGCCUUGGGUGCUAAGGACGCUGCGGCUGCCGUUACAGAACUCAACGUCAUUGACAUCCUCAUCCGUGCUUUCGCCGACCUCGUCGGGCGGUCGAACGUCCAGCAUAGCACCUUUAAGAACAUUCAGCUAGUCUACUGCAACACCAACCUCGAGGCGCAAGGCAUCUACGCCAUUCGCUGGUUGUCUCGCGGGGAAGCAGUGGUGCGCUACGUCGAGGUCCUCCUCGCUGCUGUGGUUCUGCUGCGAGGUCAUCCUGGCGGGCUGUAUGAGGUUGACAUGACGGUCGUUUCGUCUCUUGUGGACAACACCUGCAACCGCAUUACCAACCGAUACAUCAUGUGCAGAGGGGGAGUGUACUUCGGCAACAGCGGCAGCGUCAGGCUCGGGGAGUUCCUCCAGGCGCAUGGGUCGCCCAACAACAGGCGGGUGCGCAUCCAAGGUGUGGACAACGAAGGCAACGCGCAGUCGUUCGAGUACGUGCUGCACGAGCGCAUGGUGGACGGGCACACCUCCGAGAGCGACCUCGACUCAUGCGCUGUUGUCUGCCGCAAGUUCGCAGUCGAGCUCGUGGGGAGUGUACGUGGCCGAUUGAGAAGUCUUAGUGACAUGGAGGGGUGCAAGCUCUACAAGGCGAAGACGUACCCGUUGGAUGAUGAGAUGCGCCUGGCGCAGUGCAAGCAGUGGUUGAAGUAGAACCAUGGCCUCUUUGGAGGCAAGCUUCCUGGCUUCGACUACAACAAAGCCGUCCAAGAGCUGUGGGUCUUCACUGCGGCGAUGAUGUCGCAGUACAAGGACGACGGAUUCCACCAGUGGCUCGCCUUGACACUGGACAACAACGAGUGGCAAAGAUCAUACCCCAACAUCCUCCGCCUCUGGCAGGCACUCGCCGUCCUUCCCUUCAGCACGGUCAAGUGCGAGCGGGGUUCUCGAAGCAAAACCUCAUCAAGAGUUGGGAGCGUGGGUGCCUUGGAGAUGACACCCUGGGGGACCUGAUGCGGUGCUCCCUCCUGCAAUACAACAUAAAGUGGUUCGAUGUGGUGUCUGUCUUCCGCGGUGAGAAGCCACACCGUCCCCUUCGAGAUCUGAGCUCGGCCAACCCCACCUCUGUCGAAGAUGGAGGGGCCUCUACCAGUGAGCCCACUCCAUUGGUGGAGCCGAGAGGAUGACUGACUCUGUAGGCUUUGGGGUAUGCGCAUAGUAGAGAGAUGAGUAGAGUAGAGUAGGUGUGGUGCUGGUGGUGGUGGUGCAUAACACUAGCAGUGGCCUUUGUGGGCCGUACCGUAGGCUCUGUAGGGACAAUUCUCACAAGAUGGGCAUGUGCUGAUUCCUAACGAUUCAUGGAGUGCGACUGUGCGAAGGCAAGUUU
Messenger RNA from Closterium sp. NIES-67, 2418 nucleotides. NCBI's taxonomy places the organism in Eukaryota, Viridiplantae, Streptophyta, Zygnematophyceae, Desmidiales, Closteriaceae. The record is from the annotation of a GenBank genome assembly.